AAAGAUCUAGAAGAGACCAUAAAAUCCAAUUACAGGCACAAAAGAAUUCAAGAAUAUUGUAAGAGAAGUAGUAACUGAAAUACUUACAUGGUGUUGUUGAAGAAAGCAUUCAUGGAUAUGUUUGGAGCUGUCUGCGGGUAUGUUUCUGGCCAUGAAAUUUCUAUUAGGAAGGCUUUGGGAUCGCCAUUUUCACCUAUCUGAAAGGAGAUGAAACACUUUAAAAUUGGAAGCCUCAGUCUGUUAUCAAACCUUAGAGACAAGGCAUUCUGUAAAACUUCAAGAUGAGCCCAACACAAUGGGACUUCCCUGUGGAACUAUGUUGUCGGCCUAUGGCCUUUGUAACCCUCACUGGCUUGGAUGUAGUAUAUAAUGCUGUUCAUCGUGCAGUCUGGGAUGCCUUUUGUGCAAACAGGAGAGCUGACCGAGUACCAAUUUCUUUCAAAGUUCUUCCUGGUGACCAUGAGUAUCCCAAAUGCAGAACAAAGAGAACGUCCUAUGAGUGGUACAUUCCAAAAGGGAUAUUGAAGACUGGGUGGAUGAAUAAACAUCUGAAUCUGGUGCCAGCUCUUGUUGUGGUGUUCUAUGAACUGGACUGGGAUGAGCCACAGUGGAAAGAAAAACAGUCAGAAUGUGCUACUAGAGUUGAAAUUGUCAGACAAAGUCUGCAGGGAAGAAACACAAAAGUUGCUGUGGUUUUGAUUCAAAAGAAAACACCCUUACCUCCAGGGGAAGAUGUUAUUGCUUCAGAAAGAGCAGCAGCUUUAUGUAAUGCUUGUGACCUCUCUGGAAAAUCCUUGUUUGUGCUGCCACACACUGAUCAUCUGGUUGGUUACAUUAUAAGAUUAGAGAAUGCUUUUUAUGAGCAUGCACAGACCUACUACUAUACAGAAAUAAGAAGGGUAAAAUCUCAUAAAGAAUUCUUGAAUAAAACAACACAUCAGCUUUUAUUUGUGAGACAUCAGUUCAAAAUAGCAUUCUUCAGUGAGCUGAAACAGGAUACACAGAAUGCUCUAAAAAAUUACAGAACUGCAUAUAAUCUUGUACAUGAAUUGAGGGCUCAUGAAACGAACAUGUUGGAAAUCAAGACCAUGGCAGGAUUUAUAAACUACAAGAUUUGUCGCCUCUGUUUUCAGCAUAACACCCCAUUGGAUGCAAUUGCUCAGUUCAGGAAGCACAUUGACUUGUGCAAGAAAAAAAUAGGCAGUGCAGAGUUGGCUUUUGAGCAUGCUGCCUGGAUGUCUAAACAAUUUCAGGCCUUUGGAGACUUGUUUGAUGAGGCUAUUAAACUAGGCUUGACAGCAAUUCAGACCCAGAAUCCAGGUUUCUAUUACCAGCAGGCAGCAUACUAUGCACAGGAACGGAAGCAACUAGCCAACGUACUCUGUAACCAUGACUCUUGUGUCAGCUAUCCCAAUCCGGAUCCACUGGAAACUCAAACUGGAGUGCUUGACUUUUAUGGACAGAGAUCAUGGCGUCAGGGAAUACUAAGCUUUGAUCUUUCUGAUCCAGAAAAAGAGAAGGUGGGAAUUCUAGCCCUGCAACUAAAAGAGAAAAAUGUUCCUCACUCUGAGCUAAUAAUCACAUUGCUGAGUAAUGCUGUAGCACAGUUCAAGAAAUACAAAUGUCCAAGGAUGAAGAGUCACUUAAUGGUUCAGAUGGGCGAAGAAUAUUAUUAUGCUAAAGAUUACACCAAAGCUCUGAAGCUGUUGGAUUAUGUCAUGUGUGAAUACCGUAGUGAAGGAUGGUGGACUCUCCUUACUUCCAUAUUGACCACAGCUCUCAAAUGUUCUUACCUCAUGGCACACUUAAAAGAUUACAUUACUUACUCUCUAGAGCUGUUGGGUAGAGCAUCGACUUUAAAAGAAGAACAGAAGUCUCGGAUAGAAAAGAACCUGAUUAAAGUUCUCAUGAAUGAGAGCCCAGAUCCAGAACCUGAUUGUGAUGCUUCUGCUGUGAAAGCUUCACAGAAGCUGUGGACUGACCGCGUUUCCCUAGCAGGCAGCAAUAUUUUUACAAUAGAAGUUCAAGAUUUUGUACCAUUUGUGCAAUGCAAAGCAAAGUUUCUUGCUCCAAGUUUUCAUGUUGAUGUUCCUGUUGAGUUCGAUAUUUACUUGAAAGCUGAUUGUCCUCAUCCAAUCAGGUUUUCUAAACUAUGUGUCGGCUUCAAUAACCAGGAAUACAAUCAGUACUGUGUGGUAGAAGAAGCAUAUCAGAAAAGUGACAUUCUGGAAUAUUCAUCCCAGGGACCAGUGUGCCUAGUCCCGGGUAAAACAAGAAAGUUCACUUUCAAAUUUGUUGCAAAAAGUGAAGAUGUGGGAAAGAAGAUUGAGAUCACCUCUGUGGAUUUAAUCCUGGGCACCGAAACUGGCAGAUGCGUGAUUCUGAAUUGGCGUGGAGGAGGAGGAGAUGCUGCUUCAUCUCAAGAAGCGUUGCAGGCAGCUCGCUCCUUCAAACGGCAACCUAAACUUCCAGAUAAUGAGGUUCAUUGGGACAGCCUGACUAUUCAGGCAAACACUAUGAUCAUUUCUAGAGUGCCAAAUAUUUCUGUUCAACUCCAACAUGAACCUCCUGCCCUGACUAAUGAAAUGUAUUGUUUGAUUGUGACAGUCCAGUCACAUGAAAAGACAGUUGCCAAAGAUGUGAAGCUCACGGCAGGUUUAAAACCAGGGCAAGAUGCCAAUCUGACUCAGAAAACUCAUGUGACCCUUAAUGGAACAGAAAUCUGUGAUGAUUCUUAUCCUGCAUUACUUCCUGAUAUCCCUGUAGGAGAUUUACAGCCAGGAGAAAAGCUGGAAAAAGCAGUAUACAUUCGUUGUGGAACAGUUGGUACCAGGAUGUUUCUGGUCUAUGUUUCCUAUUUAAUCAGUGCUACUGUUGAGGACAAAGAGAUAAUCUGCAAGUGUCACAGGGAUGAAACUGUAACUAUAGAAACUGUAUUUCCCUUUGAUGUUGCUGUUAAAUUUGUUUCUUCAAAGUUUGAACAUUUAGACAGAGUCUUUGCAGACAUACCCUUUUUACUGAUGGCAGACAUUCUGAGUGCUUCACCUUGGGCUCUCACUAUUAUAAAUAGCCAGCUACAACUUUCAGCUUCCAUGGUACCAGUAGACCAACUGGAAUCUUAUGUGGAGAAUGUUGUUUUGCAGACAGGCGAGAGUGCUAGUGAAUGCUUUUGCCUACGGUGUCCAUCAGUUACGAACGUUCAAGGUGGAGUGGCUACCGGACGUUAUAUAAUCUCCUGGAAGAGGAGUUCAGCUGUGGAAAGUGUACCCGUUGUUUGUACUGUGAUCACUCUACCACAUGUGAUUGUAGAAAGCAUCCCACUCCAUGUUAAUGCAGAUCUGCCAUCAUUUGGUCGAGUAAGAGAAUCCUUACCUGUCAGAUAUCACCUGCAAAACAAGACCAGUUUAGUCCAGGAUGUGGAAAUAUCUGUGGAGCCAAGCGAUGCCUUCAUGUUUUCUGGUCUUAAACAGAUGCGAUUGCGAAUCCUUCCUGGCACACAGCAGGACAUGUUAUAUAACUUCUACCCUCUCAUGGCUGGAUAUCAGCAGUUACCAUCUCUUAAUAUCAUCUUGCUGCGAAUUCCAAACUUCACUAAUCAGUUGCUCAGACGAUUCAUACCAACGCACAUUUUUGUAAAGCCACAAGGUCGACAAGCUGAUGAUACUUCUAUCGCAGCUGCGUAACUGCAGACAUGGACUUAUGCACUAGAAGGAAAUGGGAUGUUGCACAGAAUGUAUAAAAUUUUGUUCUUUGAACCAUAGCUUUGAUCAAACUUUAUGAAUUAAACUUUUAUUUUUAAAUUACAAUUAUGACAGCUAUCAGCAGAACUAAUGUUUAAACAUUUAGUUUUUCAUAAACUUUCACUAAUGAAUAAAUAUAUGGAAUAAGUUGGUGCACUGUUUAACAUGAACAUUCUUUCUCUUGAAGUUAAUUUCAUGAAUCUUAAAUGCUUUUAAGAAGUAGUAGUAUGUGGAAUGUCUUGAGAAUGAAGAUGAAGAAAACCAGGUUCACUUGCCCAAAAAAGAGAAGUGCCACUUUCUUCAUUAAUGAUGGUUUGAGGUGCAAUGUCUGUACUUUUGUUAUCAGGAUUUACAGCAUUGAAAGUGAUCGGAUCUGGUAGAAACUUAUUUUUUUUGCUAUUUAUAUUCAGAGGGUAGAACAGUAUGCAGCAGCCUGGACUCUCAGAUCUAUAAAUGACUUACUACUACAAAUGGAUCUGUUGGCAUUGAGUGGCUUCCAAAUGCUUUAAGCAGAGUCAUUAAUUUAAAAGGCUCUCUUUGUACCAGGUGAGCUGUACUUCAAAAUGUUUCACUCAGCAGUGACUAGUCAGUAAAAUAUGGAGUCUUUGUGAGUAGCUUCAUUAAUUACAGUUGUACCAUCCAACAUUAACCUGAAAUGGUUUGAAUUGUUAAAAAUGCACUACUUCCAGGACAAAAACAUUUUGACAGUAUUCUGGUAUGUCAGUUUAGAGGUACAUCCUUGUGUAGCUUCACAAGCUGGUAUUUAAAAUAUUCACAGUAAAUCAUGUAAAUAAAAAUUGUGUUGUGAAAUCUUC
Mauremys reevesii (Reeves's turtle) is the source of this 4555-nucleotide messenger RNA. RefSeq names its product trafficking protein particle complex subunit 11 (gene TRAPPC11). The record is from RefSeq and is a predicted model, not a curated record. The transcript is spliced from 30 exons. Lineage: Eukaryota; Metazoa; Chordata; Testudines; Geoemydidae. The coding region runs from base 282 to 3683 and encodes 1133 amino acids.